Anarrhichthys ocellatus (wolf-eel) is the source of this 1075-nucleotide messenger RNA. It is a transcript of the gene rgs9bp, whose product is annotated as regulator of G protein signaling 9 binding protein. Lineage: Eukaryota; Metazoa; Chordata; Actinopteri; Perciformes; Anarhichadidae. The transcript has 3 exons. Bases 1 to 780 code for a protein of 259 amino acids. The record is from RefSeq and is a predicted model, not a curated record.
AUGCUACUUGUAAAUAACAAAGUAGGUGAUGAGUGCACAGUUGGCACAGACCAGGCUUUGGCAGAUGGAAAGGCUCUGGUGGAUUCUUUGAUUAAGGUGGUGGCAUGUUACCGGCACUUGGCCUCGUGUGUCGGUGGGUGCACGGACAGCUUGCAGCUGCGGGAUGAGUUGCGACAAACACGUGAAAAGGCCCAAAUGUUGGCCGUGUCCAUCUGUAGUCAUCUGACCUCACAUCUCCGAAACAAGAGCCUGCCUGAGGGGCAGCGUAAGGAGAUGGAGCUCCUCUGGGUGGCCUUCUCCUCCAGCCUAGAGCUCCUCCAUGUUGACAUGUGCAAAGUUUUCCACAUGGCUGAAAUCUUUUCUCUGGCCAACACUGAUACCCUGGUGCAAACUGGCCUACAAGGAGGAGGCAGUGAGGUGGCAGCCCGGGCCCUCAGUCUGCCAGACCUGAACCAAGCUCAGAGCCCAACGCUCCCUGCUGGGCUAGAGAGCCAGGAGCGCAGCACCAUGGAGCAGGAGAUCAGCCAAAUUGACCGCAUGAUCGAGGACAUGGAGAUGAAGGUCAACGUGAUGCGCUGGACGGUGGAGCCCCAUGGGCCACCGUAUGCAGACCCGCUCAGCAGCACCGACAGCGCCUCCCUGGCUCUGGUCUCCGUCGAUGAGGAGCAGCCUGGACACCAGCCUCUAUGCCAGCGCAGUCAAAUCUUUGUGCUCUUAUUGAUGUUCGCUGUUGUUUUGGUGGCAGCCACUUUAUCUGUCUGUAUUGUCUUUUUCUCAUGAGCAAGACCUUAAUGCACUCAACUUAUUAUAUUUCUUUCAAACCCCAGUAACACUGACAAAACACUACUUCAAGUACAGAAGUUUUCUCUGUCCAUACUCAUUUCAAAAAAAGUUACAUUUAAAGAUAACAGCUAAAUGAUCUACUCGUGCAUAAGAUAAUACACUGAAAUAAAUCUGGAUGCAAACUAGUUUGCCAUUUAUUGCGGUGAAUCUGACAUAGUGCAUAUACUUUAAACUAUCUUUGUUAAACAAAGUGACAAUAAAAAUACAUGGUCGCCAGUUAGAACUGGUUUAA